AUGGAACGCUGCAUGUUCUUGGCGGCUGUCUUCUUUAGCUUCAUCGCGCAGGCUGAGAGACAGGUAGCACGUGACAGCGUGGACGGCCUGGACGAGGAGUGCGACAUCCUGCUAUUGCAGACAGUCUUUGCCGUUGCAAACGCUUCGAAACCAACGCUGUCCUCCGAACUUGGACCGGACGCUUUGCCCAAGGAGCGUGAAUCGAGAUCCUUCAGUCUCCUUUCUGUGUUGUCGCUCGAGGUAGAAAAAAAUGCGAGUUCAUCUUCGAACCUCACGGUGAUGCUGUUGGUGGCGCUGGCCAUGGUCUUCAUUAUUCCGUUGAUUGUUUAUCUGCUUUCAGACUCAAGCUCCUACUUGGAGGGGCCAGGAAGUAAACUCCUGGAGCGGGGGAGUUUGGGACCGAGACGGGAGGCUCCAGGGACAUCCUCCAUGAGAGGCUCGGAGCCCCGUUUAUCGAUACAAGCCUCACAGGCACUUGCAAUGCCUCCUACAGCUUUGGCACGGCCUCGUCCAGAUGAAGAUCCUCCAAAGCUUUGUGAGAAUCUUAUUUUGCCCAAGCACCUCGCCAUCUUCCUUGUCGAUGCAGAGCGAUUGAAAAAUCCUGGCUUUGGGCCCUUUCCCAUUUGGGGCGGCUCAGGCAAGCAGCUUCUUCAGGCCGACUUGCAGGACCGCGGACCUGAGGGAGUACAGCUUUGGAUCUGGCCCGUCAACCUGGACUCUCCGGCGGCAGUUGUUCUUCAAAGGAGGUCUUCCAUGCAGUCUGGCCUGGAGAUCUACAAUCGCGACAACCAGUUGUACGGGUUUCUGGAGAACGCCGGCGGCCGGAUGAUGCUGAUGUGCAACGGCUUUCCAGUCAUGGCCGUGGAUGGGAACGCUGAUGCGCUCACCUACACUGCUUGCCGAGUAAAUGGCAGCAUGUUGGCGUCUGCAAGCGUUGUUUCAGAAAAUUUGCGUGUUGACGAUGUGCGUGAAGGUUGGAAGCUGCAGGUGAAGCCAGGUGUGGAUGCUAUUGUCAUCAUGUGUGCCUUCCUGUCAUCCAUUCUGCUCAACCGACGUUCAGGGACAUUCACACCAUCUCUGCCUUCAGCGAGUCCGCGAGUGUCUAUACUUUCCCAAGCGAGUCAUCCUCGGGCCUGA
Symbiodinium sp. CCMP2592 is the source of this 1137-nucleotide messenger RNA. The record is from the annotation of a GenBank genome assembly. NCBI's taxonomy places the organism in Eukaryota, Dinophyceae, Suessiales, Symbiodiniaceae.